Molecule: messenger RNA, 327 nt
Organism: Aaosphaeria arxii CBS 175.79
Lineage: Eukaryota; Fungi; Ascomycota; Dothideomycetes; Pleosporales
Exons: 3
Coding region: 1-327 (108 amino acids)
Source: RefSeq, a predicted model, not a curated record
AUGUCCACCCCCUCCCCUCCCGCCAGCGCAAACUCAACCCAACCAACACGCAUCGCCCUCUUCAAAUUCCUCCCCUCCACCACCUCCUCACAAAAGCACGACCGAGCCACCGCGUUCCUAGCCCUCUACUCCCAGCACGAAGACCUCAUCGUGUCCCCGCCGCGUGGCGGCAAGCCUCUGAACACGCCGUUGGAGCUCACGAACGUGAGCAGGGUGGAUGGCUGGGAUUUCGGGUUUGUUGUUAGGUUUAGGAGUGAGGCGGCGAGGAAGGAGUUUGAUAGUGAUCCUGGGCAUGAUGAGUUGAAGACGUCCUGCUGGAGAAAGUAA